UCGUUUCGCAACCAUUCCAAUUUCGAAUCUCAGCGCGGUCCCACCGGCUCGCGGGAGACGCAUCCGUUUGCGCGCGAAAAGUGACAGAGCGUUUUGUUUUUAAUUUUUAUACUUUUUAAAUCGACAAAAUGGCUGUUACUAGUGCCAGGAGUAUUGUGAACUUGAAGAAGACCCACUUCGAACGUGAAAAUGCUAAGAUUGAUAAAUAUACGCUCGCGGACGAGCUCCCGGCGCAGCUAUCGGAGCUGUCCAUGCGCCCGCGCAUCGCGCCGGAGAUGCCGCCCAAACUCGCCUACACGCUGCGCAAACUCACCACAGAUGACACGGAGCAGACACUCGCCUUCCUGAGACGGUUCUUCUUCCGUGACGAGCCCAUGAACCAGGCCGUCAAGCUGCUGGAGACACCGGAGUCCCGUUGCCCAGACCUGGAAGAUUAUUCAGCUUCGUCGCUGUCUCAUGGAGUGUCCAUUGGAGCCUUUGACGACCUUGGCGAGAUGGUUGGUGUCAUAUUGAACGGCAUCGUUAGGCGAGAGGAAGCAGACUACACCGACAAGUCCGAAGACUGCCCGAACCCAAAGUUCCGGCGGAUCCUCAAAGUGCUCGGGCACCUGGACCGGGAGGCGAGGAUCUGGGAGAAGGUGCCCAAGGACUGCCACAAGGUGGUGGAGCUCAGGGUGGCGUCCACGCACUCGGCUUGGCGGGGGCAGGGCCUCAUGAGGAUACUUUGCGAGGAAACAGAGCGAGUGGCCCGGGCGAUCGGCGCAGGCGCUCUCCGCAUGGACACCACCUCCGUCUACUCCGCUGCCGCUGCCGAGCGUCUUCACUUCCGCAAGGUCUACUCGGUCGCGUAUGCAGACCUGCCCUACGCGCCUCAACCAGACGCCCCGCACUUGGAGGCUCGAGUUUACAUCAAGAGCCUGUGAAAAGUGAGUCAUUUCCUAUUUCCGGACACUCCCUAA
Molecule: messenger RNA, 959 nt
Organism: Cydia amplana
Lineage: Eukaryota; Metazoa; Arthropoda; Insecta; Lepidoptera; Tortricidae
Gene: Aanat
Product: arylalkylamine N-acetyltransferase 1-like
Exons: 5
Coding region: 129-923 (264 amino acids)
Molecular function (GO): N-acetyltransferase activity
Source: RefSeq, a predicted model, not a curated record